Molecule: messenger RNA, 3296 nt
Organism: Oncorhynchus tshawytscha (Chinook salmon)
Lineage: Eukaryota; Metazoa; Chordata; Actinopteri; Salmoniformes; Salmonidae
Gene: gpc4
Product: glypican 4
Exons: 9
Coding region: 560-2239 (559 amino acids)
Biological process (GO): regulation of protein localization to membrane; regulation of signal transduction; cell migration
Cellular component (GO): synapse; cell surface; extracellular region
Source: RefSeq, a predicted model, not a curated record
GUCUAACAUCUGAGCUGUAGCACGCUCAUAAUACAGUCUAGUGUCCUGUCUGUAAGCAACUGCAUCGCGCUGAAGGCUGCAAAAACUUUUGGGUAUCUCUACUUUCCAUCGUCAUUGGCCUUUGUGGGAACUGAAGUCGAGGUGGAUGCAACUUAAACACGAACAUUAUAAAAAUAAGUUUGGCUGCUUAUUUAGAAAAGUUUGAAACCAAUGUUUUGUUGCCUGCUUUGAGUUUCUAUCGGAGAGUCUGGAACUCGAAAUACAUGCUGAAGACAAACUCAUACUCUUUCGCUUUAAAAAACAACUUUCCCUUAAUUAUUUAUUUAGUCUUAAUUGUUUAAGGUGGCCCAAUCACGGCUGUGAAUGAAGAAUCCAGUUAGUCAACCAACUUGCUAACUUUUAGAACUUUCGUUGCCAGCGAAGUUGAAAGAAAUCAGGGUCUUCAUGAGGAAAUUCAACGUGCUAGUUGAAACUCUGUCCUAGUAAUAGCCUACAGCUGAGCGCCUUUCCCGUGUUUUUGCGUUGCGGUUAUAUUUUAAACUUUUAUUUAACCGACUCAAUGAAGACGAUGUUAGUGUUCUCUACGGUUUACACAUUUGCCGUGCUGUUUGUUUCGACGAAGGCUGAGCCCAAGUCGACAAGCUGCAAUGAAGUUAGGGCUGCGUACCGUUCCAAAGGCUUCAACUCCAAUGAUGUUCCCAACAAAGGAAUACACGGAACCCAUCUGAAGGUGUGUCCCCAGGAAUACUCAUGCUGUACGCUGGAGAUGGAGGAGAAGCUGAGUCAGCAGAGCCACUCGGACCUGAAGGCCCCCGUCUCCCAGCUCAGCACCAACCUACAGAGCACCUUCAAACAGAGGCACAGCCACUUUGACCAGUUCUUCCGCGAGUUACUGGACAACGCGGAGCGCUCGCUCAACGACAUGUUCGUGCGCACAUACGGCAAGAUGUAUGUGCAGAACGCCGAGCUCUUCAAGCACUUCUUCCAGGAGCUGAAGCGCUACUACGUGUCAGGCAGCGGCAUGGUCAACCUGGACUCCAUGCUGUCUGACUUCUGGGAAGACCUCCUGGAGAGGAUGUUCCGAUUGGUCAACGUCCAGUACGAGUUCAGCGACGCCUACAUGGAGUGCGUCAGCCGCCACACCGAGCAGCUAAAACCGUUUGGCGACGUGCCGCGCAAGCUCCGCCUCCAGCUGACACGGGCCUUCGUGGCGGCGCGCACCUUUACCCGCGGCCUGGCGCUCAUGCCCGAGGUGGUCAACAAGGUUUCCAUGGUCAAUGCGUCCCCUAGCUGUGUGCGGGCAGCCAUGAAGAUGAUGUACUGUCCCUACUGUUCUGGCCAGAUUGCCCUCAAGCCUUGUCAGAACUUCUGUCUCAAUGUGAUGCGUGGCUGUCUGGCCAACCAGGCUGAUCUCGACACAGAGUGGAACAACUUCCUGGAUGCCAUGUUGAGUCUGGCUGAGAGGUUGGAGGGGCCCUUCAACUUCGAGUCUGUCAUGGAUCCCAUUGACGUCAAGAUCUCUGAGGCCAUCAUGAACAUGCAAGAAAACAGCAUGCAGGUGUCACAGAAGGUGUUUCAGGGGUGUGGUCAGCCUCAGCCAGGUAAAGGCUUCCGGUCCCGUCGCUCAGUCAAGGAGACAGGAUUCACCGGUCGCUUCCGUCCCUACAGCCCCGAUGCACGGCCCACCACAGCUGCUGGCACCAGCCUGGACAGACUGACGACGGAUGUGAAGAAGAAGCUGAAGCAUGCUAAGAAGUUCUGGUCCACGCUGCCAGAGACCGUGUGUGUUGGGGAGAGAAUCACGUCUGGGGAUGACUGUUGGAAUGGAACAGCAAAGAGCAGGUACGAGUCUGUUGUUAUGGGCAACGGAUUGGCCAAUCAGGUGUCCAACCCAGAUGUGGAAGUGGACAUCACAAAGCCAGACCUGGUGAUUCGCAGUCAGAUCGCAGUGUUAAAGGAAAUGACUAGCUGGCUGAAGGCCGCCCACAGCGGCAACGACAUCUCCAGCGACCAAGAUGAGGACGGUAGCGGAGGAGAGGAGAGUGGCAGCGGCUGUGACUCUCCGUCCUGUGAGGUGGACCGGGACAUCUACUUCUCCACCACGGCCACCCCCAUCAACCCCCGCGUAGUCAAGGUGGUGCACCAGGACACGAGUGGCGGAGUCUGUGUGGCACACGGGAGCAUGGCACUGGCACUCAGUGCGCUUGUCCUGGCCCUGCUCGCCCCCCACUGGAGAUAAAACUGCCGAGGGAAGGAAAGGGAGAGAGCGCCAGAGAGAAGGGGGGGAAAAACUGUCAGAUACUUUAAAAAAGACUGCCUUCAGGACCUUUGUCUGCCUGCCAUCUUUUGGGGAGGGGGGCUCUGGAGUUAUUAAUAUUAUAAUAACUUCACUUUGAAUUUUGUUUUUAUAAAAAUGGACAUCAAGUGUACAGCGAUAUGAUUUUCUUCCAAAAUGUUCACUUUUUAUUAGCAUUUUGUCCUGAUUAAUUGAUUAGCCCCUUGAAGCUAGGAUCUCCACCGCCACAUCACCGACAGUGUUUUCAGUUCUACCAUUUUAGCCUAUUCACAUUUUAGUUGUUCAAGUGAGUGUUCGUGUCUUAAGGAUAUCGCAAUUGGAACCCGGGAUUGUGUGUGUGUGCGUGCGUUUUGUAGUGUGUCUGAGUGCUUUUAAUUUUAACAAUAUGCUCUCUAUUCACAAAUACAUUUCCCUUAUCAAGAGCGCAACUAAGGAACAAUGUUUCUGGUUUGUAUGAGUGUGCUUCCUUUUCUUUUUAAAGAUAUAGUGGCCGUAUCGUCAGGCUAGCCAGGGAUGAAUGUGUACGAAAACAUUGAAAUGGAAAUCUUGGUCACAUGUUGAAGCUUCAGACUGGCUCACACAGCUGAAAGUACAAGAGACUGGUAGCUCUGUGGGAAAACAUGGAGUUACAGGGCUUAUUGUUGGGUAGGAGAUGGAACUAGCUGGUGAGGGGUUCUCUGGGUUUCUGUGUACCCAGGAGUGUAUCCAUCACAUCCUAAACUACACUCUAAACCAGUCCACUGAUGAGAUCAUACCGCAUGUGUUCUCUGAAACAUCAUAAACUAGCUGUUGGAUGUAUGGGGGUAGUCUUGAUAUAGGUUACAAGGGAAUGCUGGAGAGUUGACAGGAGGGGCUCCCUUUCCCUGGCAUUCACCCUAUAGAAGGCAGAGCUGACGGGUGUCCUGGGGCAGUGACUCUGCACAGUCAAUCUGACAUGGAAAAAUGAGGUCUUGGCAGGGAGUGGCUUGUAUGUUCAACAUCUUUUAGAUAUAUCAGAAAA